Jaculus jaculus (lesser Egyptian jerboa) is the source of this 693-nucleotide messenger RNA. Its product is annotated as E3 ubiquitin-protein ligase TRIM52-like. The record is from RefSeq and is a predicted model, not a curated record. Gene Ontology annotation, molecular function: zinc ion binding. Lineage: Eukaryota; Metazoa; Chordata; Mammalia; Rodentia; Dipodidae. The transcript has 2 exons. The coding region runs from base 1 to 693 and encodes 230 amino acids.
AUGGCUGCUGAGCCCAGUCCCCUGCAGAUGCUUCAGGAAGAGGCCCUGUGCUCCAUCUGCCUGGACUACUUCCGGGACCCCGUGUCCAUCGGCUGCGGGCACAACUUCUGCCGAGGGUGUGUGACCCAGCUGUGGGGCCCGGAGGACGGGGAGCACCAAGGGCGCAGGGCCUGGGAGGCGGCGGGGCCUUCCCAGAACCCCGAGAACCUGACCGCCGUGUUCGACGAGGCCGAGUACUGGCACCACGCCCGCGGGGGCCCCGAGCGCGACGGCAGAGGCCCGCGGGAGCUGGUGUGGCGCUACCGGAACCCCGGGCCCCGCUCGCGCUCGCCCUCGCCGCCGCCGCCGCCGCCGCCGCCGCCACCGCCGCCGUUCACCUGCCCGCAGUGCCGCAAGUCCUUCACCCAGCGCAGCUUCCGCCCCAACUUCCAGCUGGCCAACAUGGUGCAAGUCAUUCGGCAGAUGUGCGCGAAUCCCGCGUGCUGGGGCCAGGGCAGCCAGAGCGUGUGCCCCAAGCACGAGGAGGCCCUGAAGCUCUUCUGCGAGGUGGAUCAAGUGGCCAUCUGCGUGGUGUGCAGGGAGUCGCGGCGCCACAAGCAGCACAACGUGCUGCCCCUGGACGAAGCGCUUCAGGAGUACCGGGAGAAGAGGAAGAGGCGGGCACCCAGGAACCGCCCCCUGCCGCAAGUGUGA